Molecule: messenger RNA, 507 nt
Organism: Ogataea angusta
Lineage: Eukaryota; Fungi; Ascomycota; Pichiomycetes; Pichiales; Pichiaceae
Exons: 1
Coding region: 1-507 (168 amino acids)
Source: RefSeq, a predicted model, not a curated record
AUGGACCCGCGACGUUAUUUGAAGAGCUAUGGAUGGGUCGAGGGGGAGGCGUUGCAGCAAGGAGGCUUGAAGAGACCUAUUCUAGUCACUCAUAAGAAGAACGCGUUUGGAAUAGGUCACACGAGUAAUCAGGCUGAGGCAUGGUGGGAGAAGAUGUUUGAUGGUCAACUCAAAUCGCUUGAUGUGACGAGCAAAAACGGUACUGUCAGUUUUGCCCAGGAUGAGCAAUCUUUCAAGGAGUUUGCUAAAAGCCAGUCGCCACUGUACAAGAUGUUUGUGAAAGGGGGACUGUUGCAAGGAACUAUAGAAAAAGAACCGGAAAUAGGUAGAUCAGGAAGCGAACAACUAAUGAUCUUCGAUCUGGGUGAUAAUUCAGAGAAGAGGAAAAAGAAGCGGAAAAAAGACAGAAAGGAAAGAAAGCAUAAAGAAAAGAAAGAGAAGCAUAAGUCUCAAAAGAAGGGUGAGGUGAAAGAUGGGAAGAUAAAAAAGUACAAGUCCAAGACGUAA